Molecule: messenger RNA, 1359 nt
Organism: Rasamsonia emersonii CBS 393.64
Lineage: Eukaryota; Fungi; Ascomycota; Eurotiomycetes; Eurotiales; Trichocomaceae
Product: Protein SUA5
Exons: 1
Coding region: 1-1359 (452 amino acids)
Biological process (GO): regulation of translational fidelity
Cellular component (GO): cytoplasm
Molecular function (GO): tRNA binding; nucleotidyltransferase activity; double-stranded RNA binding
Source: RefSeq, a predicted model, not a curated record
AUGGCGGCCCGGUCGACGCGUAUACUGCCAGUCCAACGACUGAGGAAGGCUCCUGAGAACCAGUCCAUUGCAGAAUGGUGGGCGACUGAAAGCAGUCGAGGAAGUCCCGAAGCGGCCGCGGUCGCUGAAGCCGCUGAGGCUUUGCGGACCAGCGACAUACCCGUGGGAUUUCCAACGGAGACAGUAUACGGGCUUGGAGCAGAUGCGACACGGAGUUCUGCGGUGCAAGGGAUAUACAAAGCAAAACAGAGACCGUCGGAUAAUCCGUUAAUUGUUCACGUCGACUCUAUUCAAAUGAUCCACCGGAUAUUGAACCCCAAGGAAGGGAAAGGCGCAGCCUCCUCAGCGACCAGGGAAUCCAACUUGAUCCCGCCCAUUUAUCAGCCCCUGAUAUCGCGAUUCUGGCCCGGUCCUUUAACGAUCCUCCUCCCCAAUCCUCCAGACUCUCCUCUCGCUAAGGAAGUCACAGCGAAUCUUCCCACUUUUGGCGUCCGGAUGCCAGCCUCGGAUUUCGCACGCCUCCUCAUUCACGUCGCAGACAGACCGCUUGCAGCACCCUCUGCAAACGCCUCGACGAAGCCCUCCCCAACGACUGCGCAGCACGUGUACCAUGAUCUGCAUGGCCGGAUCGAUCUUAUCCUUGACGGUGGACCUUGUGGUGUGGGUGUGGAGAGCACUGUCGUGGACGGGUUGUCUGAUCCACCCGCUGUGCUCAGACCUGGUGGGAUCGGGAUUGAAGAGCUACGUUCCUGUCCAGGCUGGGAAAACGUGAAAAUAGGAUAUCAUGAUACCUCGUUGCAUGUGAAGGAGGUUCCGCGGGCCCCAGGGAUGAAGUACAGGCACUAUUCGCCCAAGGCGCGGGUGGUCCUUUUCGAGCCGGGUUCGCACUCGACGUCUGUUUUGCGCUAUGUGCGAGACGACCUCAGGAACACCGCCGUUGGCCUGCACAGCAUUGGCAUUGUCCGGACCAAAUAUUGGAUCCCAGGGCUGGGACUAGCCUCGGAGGAGCAACUAUCCCAGACGAAGAAGCAAGAACCAUCCCCUCCUCAACAAAACGAGAAUGGAAACGAUCAACUCAACACCUCCCUCACUCCAAUCUCAUUCGACGUCCCGAUCGAUUAUGAUCACGACAUCUCACCUCCCCCGUCAUCUCUACCUAAAACAAAGAAAGUAUAUGAUCUUUCCCUGGGAGCGGACACAGAGUCCAUCGCUCGCGGGCUGUUCUCCGCCCUCCGCACCCUGGACGAGUUGAACGUCGAUGUCAUCUACAUCGAAGGCAUCCCCGAUAACGAGGGGGACCUCGCGGCUGCCGUGAUGAAUAGACUUAGAAAGGCAGCCGAAGUAGGGGUCAGAAUAUAG